Molecule: messenger RNA, 1713 nt
Organism: Linnemannia hyalina
Lineage: Eukaryota; Fungi; Mortierellomycota; Mortierellomycetes; Mortierellales; Mortierellaceae
Source: the annotation of a GenBank genome assembly
AUGACAGUCGAAAACACAAUCGACAUCACCCUCCCUAACUACGGCACCAUCCGCGGCUCUGUCGACACUCAACGCCAGGUCGCCAUCUUCCGUAACGUCCCCUAUGCUCAUGCCCCCGUCCGCUGGCGCGUUGCCGUCAAGCCCCAGCCUUGGACCGGUGUCCGUGAUGCCACCAUCCAGGGACCCUCAUGCCCGCAGGGAGCAACAUUAUACCCACUUGGAAGGCUUGUGCCCGCAUCCAUGCUCAAGAUCGGAUCCCACCCCACAUACCCCUUUGGAGUUGAGCAUUCAGAAGUCGAUGGUCUGAACUUGAACAUUUUUGUGCCUCUUUCUGCGUUGAAGGAGGGAGCCGAGCCUGUACCGGUCAUGACUUGGAUCCAUGGUGGCGCUUUACGUACCGGCGCAAACUAUGUCCAUCUCUAUGAUGCGCGAAACUUGGUCGAACACUCGAUCAAACUGAACCAACCCGUUAUUGUCGUCGCCGUCAACUACCGCCUCGCCGCAUUCGGAUUUAUAGCAUCCAAGGAACUCCAACAGGACAUGGAGCACUACGCCUCUACCUCCUCAACCCCUGUCUCUCUUUACGACCAGUCUGUUGGAAACUGGGGAUUGCAGGAUCAGAAACUUGCCUUCGAGUGGGUCCGUGAGAACAUUGCUGCUCUUGGAGGCAACAACAGGAAUGUGACGGCGUGGGGUGAAUCUGCAGGAUCGCUGUCGUUGCACUACCAUAUGUUGAUCCCUGCCCAUAAGGGUCUGUUUGAUCAUGCGAUUAUGCAGUCGGGUGUUGUUGGAACCAUGGCCGCCGGUGUGGUCGAGCUGGAUGGGCAGCAGCUUUUUGAUCGCUUGGUGGAGACCCUUGGAAUUCCCAAGGAUCUAGACGGUGUGGAGAAGGUGAAGCGUUUGAGGGAGGUCCCUAUGGAUGAAUUGAGUCGCGCUUCGGAUCUUGCAGUACCUGGACUCCAAUUCGUCCCCUACCACGAUGGCGGUAAACUGCUGCCCUCCACCCUGCCCAUCCAAACAUGGUCUACCCAGAUCUCGUCUUACGAUCCUAGCGUCAAAUCGAUCAUGCUCGGAACCAACAAGGAUGAAGGCACAGUAUUCGCUUCUGCCUUUGGGGACGCCAAGCUCGCCACCUUCCCAGAACUCGUCAAGAAAUUCGCCCCCUCGCCUCAGCUCAUCCCCUUGUUUGAUUCCAUUUACGGCAUUCCACAGUCUGACAAAGACGCCAGCCGAAUCCUGGCCGCAGUUGUCGGAGACCUUAUCUUCCAGUACCCCGUCCAGCAAGUUGCCGACACCCUGUUGGAGCUCAAGAAGUCCCGAGGCGAUGAUUUCCACCUAGAGCGAUACUACUACGACGUUACACUCAACAAGAUGGAUGAGAUUAUUCCCGGACUGGGAGCAAUGCACGCCGGAGAGCUUCCCAUCAUUUUCGGACCCCCGUUCUCGGAUACCGUCCUGACAGAAUCUGAGCUGGCAUUGAGCACUGAGAUCCAGAAGCGAUGGAUCGCUUUCGCAAACCAGAAGCCCGUGACGGCGGAGGGUGGAGAGGUUGCAGACUCGGAAAAGGAUCAGGCGAUUAUUUGGACGCAUGAUCAUCGAGUUGAGGUUGGGAAGGGAAGGAGGUUGAACAAGGAGGCGAUUGUGUUCUGGGAGACGAUCUUUAAAUUCAAGUUGCAGCGUGUCCAAGCUGCCUUGGCUCCCCGCGAGAAGUAA